Phyllostomus hastatus (greater spear-nosed bat) is the source of this 3103-nucleotide messenger RNA. It is a transcript of the gene ESCO2, whose product is annotated as establishment of sister chromatid cohesion N-acetyltransferase 2. The transcript has 11 exons. The record is from RefSeq and is a predicted model, not a curated record. Gene Ontology annotation, cellular component: chromatin; nucleus. NCBI's taxonomy places the organism in Eukaryota, Metazoa, Chordata, Mammalia, Chiroptera, Phyllostomidae. The coding region runs from base 654 to 2489 and encodes 611 amino acids. Gene Ontology annotation, biological process: mitotic sister chromatid cohesion. Gene Ontology annotation, molecular function: protein-lysine-acetyltransferase activity.
UAAUUGUUUUCAGGCUCUCAGUUUUAUUCUUUGUACAAUGGGAAUGAUAAUACAUUCCUCAUAGGUUGUGGUGUGGAGUAAAUGAGUUAAAACAAAGCGUGCAAGAAUGCACAUAGCAGAUAAUAGUGCUAUGACUUAAUUUUUUUAAUUUAACCUCAAAGAUAAAAUAAUAAGCUAGAAACCUAACAUACUACUAAUAAAAAAAGUUGAACGCCAAAGCUUCAUAUUUGAAAAUUAACUGCCUGGAGAAUCUCGAGAGGCUACUUUACAAAAACAUCUUACACCAAGUGACCCCAGAAUGUUCAUGAGGGCGUAUUCUACGGAAAACUACAAUUCCCAGAACACACCUAAACAAGGCCUGGGGAGUGGAACGCGCGGCCGCAAGGGAUCGUGGAUGGCAAGGUUCCGGGUGUGGAGAGAGUUUCACCUCCCAAGGGCGGGAGAGUCUUGGAGACCACCUCUCCGGUAGGCGGGACGAUAACUGAUGUGCGGCCAAUCAUCGAGCCAGUUUCUGAAAGCGCUGAGAAGUGGCGAAUCAGGACACAGCAGCUUCAUCCAGGCCUGGCGCGCGAUAAUUUGAAUACAGUGGCGGAGCAACAGGCUUGACUGAGGAGAAGUCGCGGGCUCCGAGGUGCAGGAGUUCAGUUAAGAAGAUGUCAGCUUUUACUCCAAGGAAAAGGAAGCAGAAUUCUUUGAAUUAUGACAGCCUAUUAUCAGACAUUCCAUCAAAGAAAUUAACUUUGGACUUUACCGAAAAUAUAUUUUCAUCACCUAAUAAACAACCUAUUUGCCAAAGCAGUGGUAAAAAUGAAGAAAAGGUGCCUUACUCUCAACAAGGCCAUGCCAUUUCAAGUCUGCUCCAAACACCUAAGAAAAAUAGAUUACCAUCUGCAAAUCAAGGCUCACCUUUUACAUCUUCUGUGUCUGCUGUAUCCUUUUACAACAAAAAUAAGUGUUACCUCAAUCCACUGGAAAGAAAGAUGAUAAAAGAGAGUAGAUCCAUUUGUGUAAAGACUAAUAAUGAAGCUAAGAGUUUUCCUGGUGUGACAGAAAAAGUACAGGGAAAACCAGUCCACUCCAAGAAAAUGAACAAAAAACCACGCAAGAGCUUAACUGCUAAGGGUCAACCAAGUUAUAAGUGCAUCAAGCCUGUAUCAAAGAAUUCUAAAAAUCCCAUGCAAAAUCGAGUGGUCUACAAACCAAGUGCGGAGAAAGAGAACAACUGUUAUUCAGCUGAGAAUAUGCAUGCUCCUAGAGUUCUAAGCCAAAAAGUCAAACCACAAGUAACACUCCAGGGUGGAGCAGCAUUUUUUGUUAGAAAAAAAUCCUCUCUUAGAAAAUUGUCUCUGGAAAAUAAGCCAAUCCUGGGACUCACUCAAGAGAAUAAGUCAGAAGUGAUUAAAGAUUCUGAUGUAGAGACUUUCAGUGAAAGAAAAGGUUUUGAGACAAAACAAGUGCCAAAGUCCUUGUUAAUAGAAAAGGAACUGAACAUUGAGCUGCUGGGAACAAGAAGUAAAAAUGAAGAGAAAUUAAUAAAGGAUUCAGGUGGAGUAGUUUCUUCAAGGGAACAUAAACCUGAUGGAAAUAAGUGUUUUCCUUUGGAAGAUUCUCACAGUGAGAACCAAGCAGUUUCUCCUGAGUUCACUGUCUAUCCCAUCUUCAGUCCGUCUUCAGUCAAUACAAAAAGAUCUCUAGUUGAAGAACAGUCUCCUUUGGGAUUCAACACACCUACUAACUUCUUGAAACAGAUCAAUACCCAGAAGAGUACUAAUGCCAGAGAUACCAAUAAAGAAACAAAAGACCAGCUUGUUAUUGACGCAGGCCAGAAGCACUUCGGAGCCACCAUGUGCAAGUCCUGUGGCAUGAUCUACGCGGCUUCCAGCCCCGAGGACGGGCUGCAGCAUGCUCAGUACCACCACAGGUUUCUGGAGGGAAUCAAGUACACGGGCUGGAAAAAAGAACGUGUAGUAGCAGAGUUUUGGGAUGGGAAAAUUGUGUUGGUUCUGCCACACGAUCCAAGUUACGCUAUCAAAAAGGUAGAAGACGUCCAAGAACUUGUUGACAGUGAAUUGGGCUUCCAGCAAGUUGUGCCCAGAUGUCCAAACAAAACCAAAACUUUUCUCUUCAUAUCUGAUGAAAAGAGAGUAGUUGGGUGUUUAAUUGCAGAGCCUAUCACACAGGCCUUCCGUGUCCUGUCUGAACCAACUGGUCCAGAAUCCCCAACUUCUCGAGAAUGUCACAGGGCGUGGCAGUGUUCAGAUGUUCCUGUCCCUGCAGUCUGUGGGAUAAGUAGAAUCUGGGUCUUCAGACUGAAGAGAAGAAAGCGCAUUGCAAGACGACUGGUUGAUACUCUUAGGAAUCGCUUCAUGUUUGGCUGUUUUCUCAGUACUGAUGAAAUAGCAUUUUCUGACCCAACACCAGAUGGCAAGUUAUUUGCAACCAAGUAUUGCAACACCCCUAAUUUCCUUGUAUACAACUUUAAUAGUUAAAGCCAGUUUCAACUAUGGAAGAGUUACUAUAUGAAUGAGUUCAGACAACUUAUAUAAUAACCAUUCAGCAAAUGUUAAAAACACCGAGGUGCACACACACAAUCUGCUGUUCCUUAUGAACUGAAAAGUCAGGGAUUUGUUAAAAAGUAUCUGGAGGUUCAAAGGAGAAAUCUUUGGAUGAUGUGCACUAGCACUCUGAAUCCUUAAUUCUGAAACUCCGUAGACAUAACUGGAAAAUUACUUCUUACGUAAGAACACUGACAAAGCAAGGUGGUUUCCAACAGAAAUGUGCCUGCUUACCUUGUAUGGAGCACUUUUGAAUCAGGAUUAUCUCAUCCUCAAUCAGAAGCAAACAGGCAAAUUUAAAGAUAAAAUUUUCACACCCAGUUUUUAAAGGUAGUUCCUGAAUUCUGUACCAGGAAUCUUCACCUUAUAGGUAGCUCAGUUUGAAUAUAUUUAGAAAGUUUUAAAUGUAUAAUUUCUAAUGGGGUAAGAUGGUAAAGACUUCCAUAUGCUUUUAUGUACAACAGAAUUCUAUAGUUUGUUUUCCUCUCUUUAAAAAUCAUUAAUUGAAAGCAGUUCUCACCAGAUUUAAUUAAAACUAAACUUAGUAA